CCUUUUAUCCCUCUUACUCUGACUCCUUUCCUUUCCUCUACCAUCUUUUUCAUUAUCAGUGUCCUUUCUUCUAGCUUUCUAUGUCUCAACAACAGAAAACCAGUUUGUAAAGUCUGACCACCUCUCCCCUACCUCCUACCUAGUGUUCUCUCUUCAUUUCUGCUGCCUUUGUGCUCAUAUUUUCACAUAGUUAGGCUUUUCUCCUUACCCUGUCCUUCACAUCCACUCUUUGAAACUUCUUGAAUCAGAGAUCUGGGUAUAGAUGGGAGGAGACUUUGAGUAACUCAUCCCUUGCACUGGAUGGGGCAGGGAGGAAAUAGUCAUACCCUUUUUCUCUAUACUUCCUUUGGGAGGUCAAGCUGUCCAUCCCUACUUCACUUGAGACCAUUCUCAGGUCCCCUCCAGCCGCUCUCCUACCCAAAGGGAAUAUAUCCCAGAUCUAAAAGUCUUGCUGAAAUGGAGACUCCUCUUGAGAAGGCCCUGACCACCAUGGUCACCACUUUCCACAAAUAUUCGGGAAGAGAGGGCAGCAAAUUGACCCUGAGCAGGAGAGAAUUGAAGGAACUGAUUAAGAAGGAGCUAUGCUUGGGGGAGAAACUGCAGGAAAGUGGCAUCGAUGAACUGAUGAAAAGCCUGGACAAGAACAGUGAUCAGGAGAUUGACUUCAAGGAAUAUUCUGUGUUCCUGACCACACUGUGUAUGGCCUACAAUGAUUUCUUCUUGGAAGAAAAUAAAUAAACAAGUGAAUGAUGGGUCACUGCACUGAGGAUAACCUUCCCAGUGCAGUUUCUUUCCCUUCAUUGGGACCUUCACUCCCAUUCUAUCCCUCCCCAGUUAUCGAUAAUGGGACUAACAAAUCCUCCAGAUCUAUGUUACCUAGAGGUAGCUGACAUUUACCUUUUCCUUUUCCCUAUAGGGUACACUCUAACCUUCUCUGCCCUAUAUUCUUUCUUUCUUUCUCUCUAUUUCUCUCCUACUUCCUCCCUUCCUUUUCCCUCCCCUCCCUUCCUUUUUCCAUUUCUCACUUCUUCUCUCCAUUCGUCUCAUCUUUCCUUCCUGCCUCUGUGAUCUUAUGGGUAUACCAAAUGCAGAUCAGCAGUUUACCUGUAAUUUAGAAUUGUAAGGAGCUGUCUAGAAUUCUAAGAGGUUGUAACUUUCCCCAAAAGUUGACUAGCAUGUCAGAGGCAGGAUUUGAAACUAGUGCAGUAAAACCCAGAAUUGUAAAGCCAACCCUCUCUAUCCACUAAACUAUACUGCUUCUCUUGCUAUCAUUGUUUUUGAAAAUAUUCAUUGAUUUUUUCCACCCCCUGUCACUUGCCAAUGUUUUGUCUUCUUCACUUCUGUAUAAUCCUGCCUAUUAAAUGGUUAAUUAAUUUAUUUACUAUUUUAUUUUUCACCAAUUGCAUGCUAUCAUCCAUAUUUAAAAAGGAAACAGUUAAGAAACCAAAACAACACAUUGAUCCAACAUCACUUUCCAUUGUUUCUCCUUUACUCCUGUAUAAUUCUCCCUAUGAAAUGAUUAAAUUAUUUAUUCAGCAUUUUAUUUUUCCUCAAUUACAUGCUAUCCUCCAUAUUAAAAAAAGAGACAUUGUUAAGGAAGCAAAGCAACACAUUGGUAGGGACUGACAAUAUUAUGCCUUAUUCUGUCAAACAAUCAAUAAUCAUUUAUUAAAUGCCUACUCUGUGCUAAGCUCCUUAUACCUCUAUACUCCUAUAGUCUGAGCAGUCCAUUGUAUAAGGAAGGAUGCUUUUUUCGUCAUCUAGAAAAGUGCCUUUCAACCUCCCAUUCCAGAAGCAAUUCAUUCUCUUUUUCCUUCCUGUAUAUGAUAAUAAAAGUUUUUUUACUUCAAGGUGUUGUGGGUGAUUGUGACCUAAGAGAAGGAGGCAAGCACUCAGGGCACAGAUCUUGAAGUAGAAGGAGGAGGGAAAUGUUCCUCAAUAACAUUGCUUCAGCUUUUAAAGGUUUUGAAGUUUCACCUCUAUAAGUGUGGAUACUUCCCUCACUUGGGCGCAUUGCAACCCCUUCUAAUUCUUACUGGAG
Molecule: messenger RNA, 2041 nt
Organism: Sarcophilus harrisii (Tasmanian devil)
Lineage: Eukaryota; Metazoa; Chordata; Mammalia; Dasyuromorphia; Dasyuridae
Gene: S100A5
Product: S100 calcium binding protein A5
Exons: 3
Coding region: 301-738 (145 amino acids)
Cellular component (GO): nucleus; cytoplasm
Molecular function (GO): calcium ion binding; transition metal ion binding
Source: RefSeq, a predicted model, not a curated record